GAUGUGUCAGCGGUCAAUUGUUUAGUCUGAGCACAUUCCAAAGAGGAAAACGCGCCCCCGCGCAGGAAAGGGACCCACUCAUGGGACAGUCAGCGAGGACGGGCGGUCACCACGCCCCCUCUGGAGACAGACGCGGUAGCCGAGCUCUUCCCGCUCAAUAGUUGUCCAGCCGGGGGAGGCUGCGUCACUGCUACGCGCAGAGAGGCGGAGCCUCGCCCGGCCUUCCGUCACUCGCCUGCGCCUGCGCCUGCGCCUGCGCGGAUCGUCAUGCUGUCAACCAAGUGUGUAGGUCUGGUCCUACUGCAGCUGCGGCGCCUCCAGAGUUUUCCGGGAUUCAGGACCAGUCUCUUCCUGCGCCGCCUUGGGCAAGAGUCCUUCGAGAGAGGCCGGUUACUGUGUUUUAAAGCCUCACCUAGAGACACGGGAGAUGAAGAAGGAGAGCGCGAGGCGGCACAGAGGAAAGCCCCAGGCGCAGACUCGCCUCCAUCUCUCCCUCCCCGCGUCCGGGGACUUGGGACCAGAUGUCUGUCGUCGCUGGAAAGCCUCGGACUCCCGACGCCGCGAGAGGAGUCACCCCCUCAAGAGAGCGAGGGCUCGAGUGGUGACCAGGGCCAGUCGGAUCCUGCACACCCGGGAUCCGGGAGUCCCUCAGUGCCCGCCUUGGUCCAGCCUGCCACCAAGGACGAAAUCCUACACGUCUCCUCUUCCUGGUCCGCUUCUAGAGUGGUGCCUUUUCGCGUUGGGGAGCUGAUUUUAGCUGAGACUGGGAAGAGAGAAACACAAUUUAAAAAAUUAUUUAGGUUGAGCAACGCCGGACGCUUAAAUAGUAACUGGGGGACAGUCCCGUUCAGCGAGAUCGUGGGGAAGUUCCCCGGCCAGAUUCUGAGGAGUUCCUCUGGUAAGCACUUCAUGCUGCGGAGGCCGGCAUUGGAGGAUUAUGUGUUACUGAUGCAAAGAGGGCCUGCCAUAACGUAUCCUAAGGAUAUAAAUAUGAUACUGUCGAUGAUGAAUAUCCACCCAGGUGAUACUGUUUUGGAAGCUGGCUCGGGCUCUGGUGGAAUGAGCUUAUUUUUAUCCAAAGCAGUUGGAUCACAGGGACGAGUCAUAAGUUUUGAAAUUCGAAAGGACCACCACAAACUGGCUAUGAAGAAUUAUAGACACUGGCGUGAUUCAUGGAAAAUAAGUCAUGUAGAAGAGUGGCCAGACAAUGUAGAUUUUAUUCAUAAGGAUAUUUUAGGAGCAACAGAGGACAUAAAAUCUUUAACAUUUGAUGCGGUAGCUUUGGAUAUGUUGAAUCCUCAAGUUGCUUUGCCUGUUUUAUUCCCAAAUCUUAAACAGGGUGGUAUAUGUGCUGUAUAUCUAGCAAACAUCACACAGGUUAUUGAACUUUUAGAUGGAAUUCGCAUCUGUGAACUUGCCCUCUCAUGUGAAAAGAUAAGUGAAGUUAUUGUCAGAGAUUGGUUGGUUUGCCUUGCAAGACAGAAAAAUGGAAUUUUAGCUCAAAAAGUAGAACCUAAAAUCAACACAGACUUACAAGUACACUCUCAAGAAAAAAUUAGAAUUGAAGGUGAGAUGUUUCAAUAUGAUGACCAUGAAGAAUCACAUUCUGAUUUUCCCUAUGGAUCGUUUCCCUAUAUUGCUAGACCUAUACACUGGCAAAUUGGUCAUACAGCUUUUCUUGUCAAGUUGAGGAAGUGCAAACCACAACUUAACUGAGUACCUCAGAUGACAACUGAUUUGAAGACUUGAAAAGUAUCAAAAUAGAACUUUAUAUUGCAAAUCAGUACUUUCAUAGAUUGGUAUUUUUAGCUAUCACUAUGAUUUGUAUAACUUUUACAUAUAACUUUGAAAAGUAAUAAAAGCUGGAGAAACAUGUAACAUUUCAAAACUGCUUAAAUGUCCCAUUUUGACACUUGUCUUGCAGUUUGGCAUUUUGUAGUAAAUGAUUCCAAGUUGGUUUAGUUGAGCCAUUUCAUUCUUCACUUCCUGUAAACCACUCCAUAGAUUUGUCUUUCUUCAUGAAAUUAGUUUUCUUUUCUUUGUUUGAUCGAUGAUCAUUGGCUACCAAAAUAAAAUAUGCAUUUUGAGGUAAAUUUUAUGUACCUGUGUAUUUUAAAUAUAUACGUUAAUGGCUUGUAUGUAUCUUAGAAAAUAACAAGUCUAGGCUAUAGUAAAUAAUAGGGAAAAAACUGAUAAUGAUAUCACUAUGUAACAAAAGAUGUAACAAUUCUUUAAUCUCUUUUGCCCUUUUUAACAGUUUGGAAGAACAUCAGAAUUAUUCUGUUGUUAUAUAAGUCAAAUGCUUGGGGAGUUUCCUGGCGGUCCAGUUGUUAAGAGCUUGGCACUUCCACUGCCAUGGCCCAGGUUCAAUCCCUGGUCAGGGUACUAAAAUCUUGCAAGCUGCAUGAUGCAGCUAAAAAAAAGUUUGGAGAGAUACACUUUAUAAAUAUGAGCUAAUUAGGACUAGAUUUUAUUUUUCAUAGGCAUCUGUCAUUUAGCAUUUCCCAUGUGCCUUACAUGUCUUAAGGACUUUAUAAUGUCUUUUUAAUAUGUGCUGCUCAUCCUUAAGGUUAUUCAUAUUUUACAGAUAAACAUAAGCUUAGAGUUAUUGUUUAAAUAUAGAUUUUUAUAGGUUUUGAAGUAGUAGUGCCUGUAAGGAUAAAUGCUACUUAUCUCUUAGGCUAGAACUACUUAAUAUACAUAUCCUAAAAAACAUUAUACAUACUUUUCAUUAUGUGGAAAAUCUAGUCUAAAAUCUCUGCCUUUUUUUUUUUCCAUUUAUUUUUAUUAGUUGGAGGCUAACUACUUUACAAUAUUGUAGUGGUUUUUGCCAUACAAAUGGAUAAGAAAGCGGUGGUGCAUAUACACAAUGGAGUAUUAGCCAUUAAAUCUCUGCCUUUUUAGAUUUUAUACCCUAUAAUAGAGAUAGACAUUAAAAAAAAUCACACAAAUAUAAAACUAAAACUGUUAUAAAUGCUUCAGAAAAGUACAGGGUACAAUAGAGAUUUUGCUCAGGUAAAGUAAUUACCUGUGCAAGUGACAAUUGAGCCAAGACCUGAAGGGUAGAUAAGAGUUAACUACAGCAAGGAAAAUGAGCACAAAAAGGUGUCAGUGAUAUUGCGGUUGACUGAAAGAGACUGAAAAGAAGGUAGGGGUCAAGCCGUGCAGGAUCUUGUAGACCUGUUAUGGAGUUGGUCUAUCCCAAGAAAAAUGGAGUGCUACCGAAGGAUUUAGUGAAGUAAGGGGUAACAUGCUUAGAUCUGUGUUUUGAAAAAAAAUCACUUUGGUUGCAUUUAGAGAACUGAUUAAGUCAUAAGCAGAGAAGUCUUCUGGUACUAUUUCUGUGUGGUAAGUAUCUGAACCACUUAUAUAAUAAUAAUGGCUUUAAACUUUCCAUAACAAUUCCAGAUGUAUAGAAGUUCUAAUAUACAUUUUUAAAUUCCAUCAUGGAAUACUCCUCAUUCUUCUGCCCUUCUAUUUAACUGCUAGUGAAAUUGUGUCCUUCAUUUAUUGUUUUGAACGCAGGCCCUAAUUGUACUUUUUGGAGAAGGGGAUGACUUAAAGAGGAGAGAAAAGUUGUGCCUUCUCCUGUUUCAUGUAGAAUAAUUUGUUUGGUACACUGCUCAGUAGAUGUUGAA
Messenger RNA from Cervus elaphus (red deer), 3638 nucleotides. It is a transcript of the gene TRMT61B, whose product is annotated as tRNA methyltransferase 61B. Gene Ontology annotation, cellular component: tRNA (m1A) methyltransferase complex. Gene Ontology annotation, biological process: tRNA methylation. The record is from RefSeq and is a predicted model, not a curated record. The coding region runs from base 268 to 1716 and encodes 482 amino acids. The transcript is spliced from 7 exons. NCBI's taxonomy places the organism in Eukaryota, Metazoa, Chordata, Mammalia, Artiodactyla, Cervidae.